AUGGGUAUACUUAUGAUGGGUUUACACGGCCAAUCAGACAUAGUGGGUGGGGAUAGGUGGAUAUUGAUAUGGAGAGGGCAUAUCGCAUCCACCCGCACAUUUUGGCACCCUAUCAUGCAUCCAGAAGUUGUAUCAAUUAUUGAGAGUCGAAUACUAAAACUUGCUACAACUUAUUCGUUCGAUUUCUUAGGAUUACAUGAGAAGCAUGAUGAGGAUUUCCACGUCAAUGGUUCUAUUUGGAAUGUAGCUUCAUAUGCAAACAUUGAUAGCGGUGUGCAUUCAAACCAUAAGAGCUUUUUAGACGAAAGUUUGGGGCCUAUUCCAAAAAAGUUCAAAGGAAUUUGUGCGAAUGAGCAUGAUCCAACGUUCAAGUGCAAUAGAAAGCUUAUAGGGGCACGAUACUUCUACAAAGGUUUGUUGGAAGAAGCCAAGUUAUACAAUAUGACGUUCAACGAAACACUAAGCCCUAGAGAUAAGGAAGGUCAUGGUAGUCACACUUUAUCAAUGGCAGGAUGGAGUUUUGUUAGCGAAGCGAGCUUGAAUGGGCUAGCAAAUGGAACUGCCAUGGGACUGGCACCCAAAGCACGACUUGUUGCUUACAAGGUUCAUUGGUCAGAAGCUGCUAGCGACAUGGAUGUAUUAGCUGCUUUUGAAGCUGCCAUUGAUGAUAAUGUUGACAUUAUCAAUCUUUCUAUGGGUAGUGCAGAACAAGGGUUUCUGGAUUCUAUUGCCGUAGGUAGUUUUCAUGCUAUGAAAAAUAGUAUCCUUACUAUUGCGGCAGCUGGAAACUCAGGACCUGCUCUUGGGACUGUUGCGAACGACGAGAAAGUAGGAUCUGAAAUUUUCCAAAAUGUACCCCGUGUCGUCUCUACUGCUUUGAUUAGCUACAAUGAUGGUCAAACUCUUUUUUCUUAUAUCAACUCUACCAGGACACCAAUUGUAUCCUUUGGUGAAGCAAUAACUUCAUUAGGUAUAAAGUCUGCUCCUAUCAUGGCUGAUUUCUCAUCAAGGGGUCCUCAUUCACUGAUUUUGAAUUAUGGUGUUUUAAAGCCUAAUGUAACAGCUCCAGGUGUAGAUAUCCUAGCAGCUACUCCUAAAUCCUUAGAAAAAAAAAAGGAAAAUCCAUUUGUGCUGAUGUCCGAAUUAUCAAUGGCAACCCCACAUGUCAGUGGUGUUGCGGCUCUUUUAAAAACGAUACACCCUGAUUGGUCAACAGCCGCUAUUCAAUCCUCUUUGAUGACUAUAGCAAGCCCCUUAGACAAGAAGGGAAUGCCGAUACGUGAUAAUGAUGGAGUGAGUGAAGCGAGUCAUUUGGCAUAUGGUUCGGGUCACAUACGACCUAAUCUAGCGAUGGAUCCUGGUUUAGUUUAUGACAUGAAUGAAUUUGAUUAUCUUAAUCUCCUUUGUGCAAUUAAUCAAAACAACACAGUAUUGGAAAAUCUGAGUAAGCAACAUUCAUAUGAUUGUCCUCGUGAUUUCAGCGCAUUAGAUGCAAAUUAUCCCUCCAUAUAUGUUCCUGAGUUUCCUAGAAACACCAUUAUCAAUCACAAGUUGAAAAAUACUGGACAACCAAGCACUUACUUGCCUCGCAUGAGGCCCCACAUGGAGUUUCAAUCAUUGUGGAGCCUAACACACUAG
This is a messenger RNA of Amaranthus tricolor (Joseph's coat), 1638 nucleotides long. RefSeq names its product subtilisin-like protease SBT5.4. Gene Ontology annotation, molecular function: serine-type endopeptidase activity. The record is from RefSeq and is a predicted model, not a curated record. The transcript has 9 exons. The coding region runs from base 1 to 1638 and encodes 545 amino acids. Gene Ontology annotation, biological process: proteolysis. NCBI's taxonomy places the organism in Eukaryota, Viridiplantae, Streptophyta, Magnoliopsida, Caryophyllales, Amaranthaceae.